Molecule: messenger RNA, 930 nt
Organism: Chrysochloris asiatica (Cape golden mole)
Lineage: Eukaryota; Metazoa; Chordata; Mammalia; Afrosoricida; Chrysochloridae
Gene: CFAP96
Product: chromosome unknown open reading frame, human C4orf47
Exons: 7
Coding region: 1-930 (309 amino acids)
Cellular component (GO): centrosome
Source: RefSeq, a predicted model, not a curated record
AUGCCUAUAGAAGGAGGAAAAUCUGAUAUGGAUAGGAUUGGUCUCUUCAGUGAGAUGGAAUACAUUACAGUGGGCGAUAAAUAUGUGUCACCAUUUAAUCGACCCUUUAACGAGGCUGCAAGCAAGAAUAAACAGAUGCUACCAGGGGGAUCCAAAGAAAUGUCAGAUCUCCAGCAGGGUUAUUUUGAUCCUCAUUUUGUAAGGAUUUUUGAAGGUGAAGGCUACGUAAACCUGAAUCAAGUGAGACGUCGGCAUAAAAUGGAAGAAGCCAAAAGAAACCUAGGCAAAGCCUUCCUCCCUAGUAGUGGAGAAAAAAAGUCGUGUGGAUUUGGAAGCUACUAUGGAACAAUUGGUGGCCCAGUCCCAUUCUUCAGUGCACAGUUAAAACCCAGAGAAAAAUACAGGGCACCUGGAAAGAAUUUAUAUACAAACCCAGGCAAGAAAGGAACUGGAUAUGGCUAUGCAAACCUUACCAUAGGCAAACAGCCUUCACACUCCGCAGAUUACUAUGAUGAGCCAAAACUAACUUACAAGAAAGAGAAUGAAGAACACCACCGAUUAAUUAAAGGGUUACCUUUCAAGUUAAGCUCUUACCCAAAGGAAUAUUUUGAUAGUAAUCCUUAUACUUUUGAUAAACCUUUACCACCAAUUAAAAAAGCAGAGAAGCCACCAUCCCUUCCAACACCUUUUAAGCCCUCUUCUCCUGGUAAAAAGGCUGGUGGAAUGAAGGCUGGAACCUUUGACCCUUACCCUGCACAUUCUGUUGACCCUUAUGUGGCUAAACUGUUAAGACAACCUAACAAGGCUAAUAAGAUUUUUCAUCUACCAGGUGUACCAAAAAGCAGGCCAAUAAAAAGUAUAAUGACUUUAAACAUCAAAAGGGCCCUAAAUAUGAAGAACUACAAGACUGCUUCAGUACAAUCCUAUUAA